This is a messenger RNA of Styela clava, 933 nucleotides long. Lineage: Eukaryota; Metazoa; Chordata; Ascidiacea; Stolidobranchia; Styelidae. The record is from RefSeq and is a predicted model, not a curated record.
AAUUAUUCUAAAUUCACUUGUCUUAUUUACUGCUGUCUUAUAGAUAAAAUGCUAAGAUUAAUAGUCGGUCGAUUGAUUAAUAAUAGACGUUGUCUUCAUCUAAUGACAACCAGAACGGCAAGAGGAAUGUCAACUGGCAUAUCAGAAUACAGAUAUUUUCUUCCCAUACAGACAAGAUUACAUGACAAUGACUUUUAUAACCAUGUCAACAACUCUGUCUACUCUUUCUACAUGGACACUCUCAUCAAUAAUUAUUUGCUAUGGUAUUGUGGAUUUGACAACACAAAGUACAAAAGAUUGAUGGUGCACUCAAGUUUUGAAUUCAAAUCUGAGAUACAAUACCCAGAAAUCCUUCUUGGGGCAUUCAAAGUGGACAAAAUUGGCAAAUCGAGCGUCUCAUAUAGAUGUGCAUUAUACAGCCCCAAACUUGACUACACUCAGGCACUUCCAGAUGGACAUAAAGAUCCAUUUUUUGAUCUUGGUAUCGGGUUCCAUGGGAUUGUUGUCGAUAAAAACUCUUUAAUUUUUGAUAACAUUGUGAAGUAUUAUCACAGAGAACCAUGUAUGUUGGCCAACUUAGUUCAUGUAUUUGUUAAAAAGGAAGAUAAAAGACUGAAAGAGAUGCCAACUAGUGUAAUGAGAGGGAUGUCAAAAUUAUUGGUUGAUCAAGCCAAACUUUAAUUUUCAAAACUCGUACUUUUUUGUUCAAAUAUAUGAUAUGAUGCUACUUUUUAUAACAGAAUAAUUAAUAUUAAGAAUUUUUUCUAGUGGUGCCGGUGUCCCAAAAAUGUAAUGUCUCACAUUGCCACACUCAUCUCUGAGUCAGUUUGAAUAAUUCAGUUGUUCCAACUUGUGUCCCAAAAAUGUAAUGUCUCACUUUGCCACACUCAUCUCUGAGUCAGUUUGAUAAUUCAGUUGUUCCAACUUGUGUCC